AGGAAUUUAAAACAUUGCGAUUGCGCUCUGAGUCGAGUUAGUUACCUUUCGUGGAACAAGACAGAGGAGCUCCCUCAUAUCACAAGAAUAAGAAAAAAAAUAUCACACUUCAUCCAAAAAAAAAUAUUUGUAAUGUGCAAAAUUCAGAGAAUAAAUUAAAUUAAAUUUUAUUUCAUUUCAUCAGUGCGGUGAUGAAUAAGUGGACGCGUACAAAUUAAAAAUAAUUUUCAUUGAACCAUUCAUAUUCAUUUGUGUUUUGGAUGCGAUAUUAUACUGAUAAGUCUUAGUAGGAGUACACUUUUCUGAUUCAAAUAAAAUAAAAAUUCAAUAACUUUAUGGACAUCGCUAAAUGUGCUGUGAUUUUCUAAUUAUUUUUGUUUAUUUUAAUUUUAUAAUCAAAAUUGUGCUGCGGGUGAUGUUUUGGAAUAACAACUAAAUGAGCAUAUAGCAAAGAAAGCGUGAACGUGGAUUAAAGAAACAAAAAUUAUUAAUAAAAGUGAUCCAGUCUUUCCGUGGUACCGUUAACCGGUUGAAUAAAAUAUAAAAGAAAUACGAGAAAAAAAGAAAGAAGAAAAAAAACACAGUGACCUAACCUAAAAUUCUUUUUCGUAUGAAUGCGGGCAAGUGAAUAUCAUUGGAAUUAUUUCCUUAUUUAUCUUUGCUUUGCGUAACUUUGUAUGUGUUUAUUGAAGAAAAAAUAGUGUGUCGUAUUGAAGCGGAAAAGAAUCUAAUAAGUUACGCAAAAAACUGUAUUCAGCUGACCCACUUUUUGUCAGUUAAAUCAAGAAGACGUGUUGUAGAUAGAUAGAGUUACCAGAAAUGGCGUAUCUUAUAAGUGAUGUGUACGAUUGGUACAGAGACCUAAUGGACAACAGGAGUGAUCCACGGGUCAAAGACUGGCCACUGAUGUCAUCACCAUUUCCAACCAUGGCAAUGUGCGUAUUUUACGCAUAUUUCAGCAAGUCGUUAGCACCAAAACUUAUGGCAAAUCGUAAACCAAUGGAUCUUAGACAAAUAUUAGUCAUUUACAAUUUAUUUCAAACAAUUUUUAGUGCAUGGAUAUUCUAUGAAUACCUGCAAAGCGGUUGGUUAAGCCAUUAUAGCCUGAAAUGUCAACCAGUAGAUUAUUCGAAUAGUCCAUUGGCAAUGAGGAUGGCAGCUACGUGCUGGUGGUACUACAUUGCAAAAUUUACCGAAUUCUUCGAUACCAUGUUCUUUAUUUUACGGAAAAAGACCGAACAUGUGUCAACAUUGCACGUCAUACACCAUGGUUGCAUGCCGUUUUCAGUUUGGUUAGGAAUGAAAUUUGCCCCAGGUGGUCACAGUACAUUCUUUGCCAUGUUAAAUUCAUUCGUCCACAUCGUCAUGUACUUCUACUAUAUGGUUGCCGCUAUGGGGCCAAAAUACCAAAAGUUUAUUUGGUGGAAGAAAUACUUAACAACUUUCCAAAUGGUUCAAUUUGUGGCCAUUUUCACACAUCAAUUCCAAUUACUAUUUAGAGAAUGUGAUUAUCCGAAAGGAUUUAUGGUAUGGAUUGGCUUACACGGAGUCAUGUUUUUGUUCUUGUUUUCCGAUUUUUACAAAUCGAAAUACACCUCACUGAAAAAUAAAACCAAAAAAAUUGCACAAAAUGGCAGCAAUGAUGGUGCUUGUAUGCCCGUACUAAAUGAUGACCACAAGAAACCGAAUGGUGUUUAUAAGAAUGGACAUGCCAACGGCAUUUCGAAUGGUGUACCGAAUGGCAUCCACAACGGUACAAAUGGUUUACGAUCAAGAAAAAUACAAUAACAAAGACUAUAUUUCUAUUUAACAUUUAAAUAAAAAGAAAGAAAAUGAAACAGAAACUGAAAAGAGGAAAUUCUCUUUUUUUGUUAUGUGUAUAAAAACUAAAAAGAAAAAAAAAUUGAUAAAAAGAUUUUUGUUUUACUAUUUAUUCUUGAUGAAUAAAAAAUUGUUAAUCGUUUCUUUACAAUUACUAUGAUUUUAGUAGAAUUGGAAUUAUGGUAUAAAAUUAGAGGAUGGGAAAACAAGUAAGAAAAUCAAUAAUAUUUAAUGACAAAAAAAUGAGAAGAAAAACACAAACAAAAAAAAAUAUGAAAACGGAUGAACAUUGUCGAACGAUUCAAUUCCAUUUAUUUUUUAAUUUAAUAAUUUAAAAUUUGAUUAUAGGAUGAACAUUCAUCUAUGUGGAGUCAUAUAAUCAUUUCUCUAGCAUAUAGUUCAAUUUCAAGAAAAAAGCGAUAAUUAAAAAAGAAAAUAAAUUAAGGAAAACAAGAAACAAAAUUAAUUUAUGAAAAAAAAACGAAACAAAAAAUAUGAAAUAAAGAAGAAAAAAGCAAAAAAAAAAAAUAUUUAUUCUUAGAAGGAAACAUUAAUGCAGCAGAUAAUAUUUUUUUUUCUUUGAAAAAGAGAUUUACUCACAAAAACAAAACAAUAUUGAAGAGGGGGAACAUUUAAAUGAAAAAAAAAAUGAAGAAGAAAAAACUAUGAAUAAAAACACAUAAAAAUACAAGAAACGUGAUAUUUUUGUAUAUUUUUACAGCGCAAUACAUUGACGACUGCAUUUUCUAACCAUAAUCCGUAAGAUACCAUUAAAAAAAAUAUAUAAAAAUUGAUAGAAGUGUAUUGAAAAAUGUUUAUUUUCUUUCAAAUAAAAAACAAAAAAAAAUAUUUUUGCACAUUUCAUUUAGAUGAAGAACAAGAUGAAGACGAAGAAGAAGAACAAGAAGAAACUAUUUUUUAAUUGUGUAAAUUUAAACGUAAAUUUAUCUAAAUAUGCGGAACAAAUUGAAAUAUUAAUUAUAUAUUUUGUAUAAUCAAUUAAUUAAUUCUCUUUAAAAUGUACUUUCAUUAACCACUUUUUUUUCUCUAAUUAUAAUAUUUUGUUGUAAGUUUAAGUUUUUUUUGGUUAAUGAUUCGUUUUGUACAGAAACAAAUUUUUUGUUUUGCGUUUAAAAAAAAUAAGAAAACAUUUCGUUACAACAAUGAGCGUUUUUCUGUUCGUAAUCUUUUCUAAUUAAAUUAAAAGUAAUUAAGCGUUCAGGUGUUUUUCUUAAAAAGACAAGGAAAAGGAAAACGGUUUCAUUUUCAAAGUGCCAUCUUUUGCAUACUGGAAAUAUUUUUGUACAAUUUUGUUUGUUUAUUGGUUCAAUUUCGAAUUAAGCUCAGAAUAUUUUAUAAAAAAAAAUUAACAUUAAAAAAAAUCUUUACAUAAGCGGACCGGUAUGUCGAAAAAGUUUUGAUAAUGAAAUGAUAAAAAUUAUAGUGUGGCAGUUGAAACAACACUCACACACACAGCCUGUAAUACCUUUUCCCUUUCAGUUUAGCGACAUUCAAUUGUCCUAGUUUGUAUGUACCAGAUACACAAUAUUAGUUACGUGCUUGUAAGAUUAGUCAUUGCUCAGCUGAAUGUCGACACAGUAAUGACUUUUGAUAACUGUACCACCAGAACAUCGGCUCAGCGUCAAAAAAGGGGAAAAUGGAAAAAAUGGAGUUUCUCGCAAACGAUAUGUUGCCGGCGGCUCAUACUGGUAAUCUCACAUCUAGUGCGACAAACAAUUCCAUAGUUCCAUUCCAGGAUAGAUUUUAUGUAUCAAGUGCUAGAAUAGCCGUUUACAUAACUAGGGAUAAAAAGUUGGAACGUGAAACACGUGACGUCAACUUUUUAUCCCGUGUUUAAUAUUGAGGCUUUUAUGUACUACAGUGCGUAAUAGUUACUUAUGUCACCGAGUGAUAAUAAUGCUUUUUUAGUCAAUAGAUGUAGAUAGGCACUUGAGGCCGUAGGGCAAGUGUGACAAUACACUGUUUAAAAAAGCAUUUAUCACCGAGCUGCAUACUACGUUUUUCUCAAAAAAAGCCAAUGAAAGUUGGUUCAUUUUGCGGGCGUGAAUAUUAAUUUAAUGAAAUUGUAUCAAAUUGUACCUGAGACGAGGCCGAGGUUUGCAACAAAUCGUGUGCGGAAAAUAACCAUUUGGACAGUUAAUAGGAAUGUAGAGAUUUAAAGUGCUGGUGACAUCGAGCGAAGUACUUGAAAAAACUCAUGUAGCACUUCUUUUGCCAUUAGUUAUUGCAACGCUUUCCUUUAAAUCGGGAUAUCGAAUACCAACGCAAAGAAAAUCUCUACUGUACAGACGCAGUCAUGACCCAACUGGCGACUCAAAGGCGCUUCAGGCGUAAUAGAGAGAUAAUUCGCGAAAAAAUCAUACGUUCAUAAAUAGAAUCGAAAAGCUUUUCGGGUUAGUCCAAUUCUUGGCACAGUUUUCACAAAAUUAGGAUUAUUGAACUCUGAAGCAAUAACUCAAAACCAGUAAUACUUAAGUGAUAAAGGAAUGAGUUUGUUUUUCAUCUGGGGUUAAUCGCCUAAAUUCACGUUCUUCCGAGAUUAGUCUGUAAUUUGACGUAAUGUAAAGCCGCUUUUAGAUAGAUAAUACAUCGAGCCAACAUUUUUCCAUGCAACUUGAGGUGUUGAUGAUGGUGACGAAGUUUUUUUUUACAUUUAGAUGGUGACUUAAGACUAACCAGUUAAGUAACUGUAGUCGAUUGGUUAUAUUUCACUAAGAAUGACAAUUAUUUAUGGGUCACUAGUUACGAUAACACAUUCGACGCGAUGCUUGACUUUUGCAAUAAAAUCGUUUAAUUUCCAAAAAUUCAAGUUAUUCAAUGUUUGCGGAAUGUCCAGACCAAGUUGAUAAGAAACCUGCCGUAGAAUUUUUCUUUACAAUUUUGUUUCCAUGGUACGUCUGUUAUGAAACAAAAACACGCUAGAAGAUACAGGUGUUUACCUGUAAAGAACAAAACCACAAACGGAAAAUACCUAAUCUAAAUUUAUUAACCUUUCACAGACGGCAAGCGGGUCAUUAGUGUAAUUACCGAAUCCAUCACUUCUUUCGAUCUAAGUAUCUUCAAGUGGUUUUUAUUGGUUUGACCAUACCUUUUGCUAUAUAAGACCAGAUUAGCCAGAGUUUAUUACCUGAUAUUGUUGUCGCUGUCAACAACAGAUUAAAUAGUCAUCUGUCGAUUUAAUGACUACAUUUUAUUUACCGCAAAGGGUCGGAUCAAGCGUGAUCAUCAUCGAUUUUGUUUGAUUGUCUUCGAUUGUAGACUGUAGAGCCUUAUUUGAGUGUCUAACGAAAAGCCAGCUGAUUGAUAUAACAAGUGAUACACAAAACACUGGCUUUGCCCAUCACAUAUUUUGUAUGGAUAAACGUUUCAGCUUUUAUUUCAAAAUACGUCUUCCUCUUAUAGAACCUCAAAAUAAAAUGUUUGAAUACAGCGGCUACCAACCAAAUCAAUUAAAAAUGAAAUGGAAAAUUAUACAUUACAGAAAAUCGUAGUGAUUACCACACAGCGCUGCAGUUUGAUUUACUUAAAUGUUGGUGUCGAUUGAAGAAGAACAGUAAAGUUUAAAACAAAAAAUCCAUCUUUGAGCGUUAAGUCACCACUUUUACAUUUCGGAGCUUCAAUUUUUCGACGUAUUCGUCUGCUGUUGUCUGCCUUUUUUAGUAUAAAUCACAAAAAAUAAAUCACUAAAAAUUCA
Messenger RNA from Bradysia coprophila, 5536 nucleotides. Its product is annotated as very long chain fatty acid elongase AAEL008004. Gene Ontology annotation, biological process: fatty acid elongation, monounsaturated fatty acid; fatty acid elongation, saturated fatty acid; fatty acid elongation, polyunsaturated fatty acid. Gene Ontology annotation, cellular component: endoplasmic reticulum membrane. The record is from RefSeq and is a predicted model, not a curated record. Lineage: Eukaryota; Metazoa; Arthropoda; Insecta; Diptera; Sciaridae. Gene Ontology annotation, molecular function: fatty acid elongase activity.